GCUGCGACGCUGCGCGGGGCACUGGUACUGGACUGGGAUCAGUUCGCCUCGCGCUUCAAUGACAGACACAGCCUCCGUGUCGUCCCUCUGCGCCUUCGUCUUGCCUCGUGGAUAAUCAGCGUCUUGAGCCCGCGUGGCCAUCGCCAGCCCGUGUUGAAAUUUCAAGUGUGUGAAAACUUCUGUGAACAUUAACAAAUGAAACAAGUCUUGCCCACGUCGAAAUGCGUCGCGUCCUCGCGGCGUCCCUCCAGUUUUCUGCAGUUGAAGUCGGCGACGUGCGAAAGCGUCUAUCGCACUCUUGAUCGUCUCGUAUCUUAUCUGGCCAAAUCUGCGGCCGUUUUCCUGUCCCGGUGAAGGUGAGGCACGGCCGGCGCAGGCUUGAUGUGCGCAGUCAGUGGCCCAGUGCUUCGCCGCAGGAUGGCUGGACGGUAUCCGGUCAGCCCGGGCGUCGCUCUGAUCAUCAGCGUCAGGGACUUCAAGGGCAAAGACGAGCCGCGCCUGGGCGCAAGAAACGAUUUCAUGUUCCUCAAGAGCACGUUCACAGUUACGGGCUGCAGAACAUUCCCAGCCACAGAGAAGCUGAACUGGAGCCAAUCGGAUUUCGUAAAUGCUCUGAAGGAAGCUGUGACACCCUUUGAAGAAGAAGAGGCUUUUAAGCGCGGACCUUUCUUUCUGUGCUUCUCGACGCAUGGCGAUGAAAAAGGUAUAACACUUUCCGACGGCGAAUAUUUACCCCUCAACGUGCUUCGGGCUAUACUAGCGGAACAAGAAACGCUUCGAAGUAGACCGAAGGUGAUAGUGAUUCAGGCAUGCCGAGGGGCGAUGUGUAUGACCAAGGAUGGACCUAAACUCUCGAGUUUUAAAGUCACAGCUGACUCUGCCGCAGACCCAUGGGGGAAUACAAUGGGUAUCGCAUCGUGUGUACAGACACGUGUGUCCUACAGCAGUGAUCUUGGUUCCAUAUUUAUUUUGCACUUCUGCAACGAGAUACUCCGCGGUCUCCUUGACAACGACGGUUGCACGAUCCAAGAUGUGAAGGAGGGCGUGGUACGUGCCUUGACGGGAAUUCGCAAAUUCAACAGCCAAGAAAUCGUCUACACCACGCCGGAAUUGUUUUGCGACAACCUCCAAGGAGCCCUUGUACUGAAGCCCACAAAUCGCGACGCGGUGCAGAAAUGGCGGGCGAUUGUAACCCACUUCCUUUCGAAGAUGCCAUGGGAAAUUGAAAGAAAUGAAGAGGACAUAAAAAUAUCAGGGCUUGCGAUGGCAAUGAGCGGAGAACGAAGACGGUGCUGGGCAUUUCAGCCUUCUCCAUGGCACAUUCACAUUGAAGCAGCAACAAUAGCUUUUCUAUCCGCGUACGCGUUUCUCUUUGAUGCAGCUUUCCCCUUGGACGAACCCACCCACGAGGUGACCACAGCGGAGAUGGUGGACGCUGGGAAGUUCGAAGAGCAAUCUUCCAUGGUAUCGGUACUUGAAGAGCCCUCACCUUGCGUGGCUGCAGGAGCUGAUUCCGCCUUGGACGUCAACGGCUUCGUGGACCAGCUUCUCAGCGCGGCCCGCGCGGAGAUCUCCAACCGUGGCAUGGAGCAGGUGUCCUUGCCCGACAUCUCAGAGAAGUUGAAGCAGAAGGUCAUUUCCAUUAAGAUCCCGGGCAGGUUCCUGGCCUUCAACGGGUGGGCCAAGUCGCUGGCCUCCCUCCACCGCAUUGGCGACGCGGUCAUGUCCACGAAUGGCGACAAGUUGAGCUUGGAUAUCCCCCUGAGCCUCACUGACCUGCAAAUACGGUGAGUCACGUGCGCUGCCAGUGCGGGGAAGGAUAAAAACUGCAGGAGCGGGAAAGAAUCGAACAGACCCGACUCUGACUUUUCUCAUUUCAAUAUUACGGAAUACAUUUUACUCGUAGUUGGCUGGCACACUAUGAUUGCGUGAGGGGCCGUUCAAAUAUGACGUCACACUUUUUAGGCUCAUUUUUCGACUCCUCCCUCCCCCCUAUAGUCAUAAAUGGUCACUAUUUAGACUCAACCCACCCCUCCCCGUGACGUCACAUUGACCAAGUUACUAUUUUUGGCAACUGGGAUAGAUACGCGACUAGAUAAUCUUAAUUAGGUGCCUAAAUUGGGAUUUCAUAACAAUUUGAUUCCAUUUUGACGAAUCCGGUCUUACGCUAACUUGUCCGAAAGAAUCUGAGGAAAGUGCAGCUUAAAUACUUAAGCAAGUGAUAAUUUUUAAAGCUGAAGUAGGCGGGGAUUGCUGACAAGGGGUCCCCAACCGGCGAAAAUCGGUGUACACGGGUGAAAAAGUCAUUAAAAAAGUCACUAAAAGUCAAAAAAGUCAGAAAGUCACAAAAGUCAAAAAGUAACAGAAAAACCACUACAAAGUAUCCAAAAAGUCACGAAACAGCCUUUAAAAAUGCCAAAUUUCAAUGAACGCUGGUGGAAAAGUAACUUUUUAAGUCAAAAAAGUCAUUUAAAGGUCAAAAAGUCAUUUAAAAGUCAAAAAGUCAUUAAAACGUGUGAGAG
Thrips palmi is the source of this 2522-nucleotide messenger RNA. RefSeq lists its product as uncharacterized. The coding region runs from base 382 to 1791 and encodes 469 amino acids. The transcript is spliced from 7 exons. The record is from RefSeq and is a predicted model, not a curated record. Gene Ontology annotation, molecular function: cysteine-type endopeptidase activity. Gene Ontology annotation, biological process: proteolysis. NCBI's taxonomy places the organism in Eukaryota, Metazoa, Arthropoda, Insecta, Thysanoptera, Thripidae.